Messenger RNA from Frieseomelitta varia, 2553 nucleotides. RefSeq lists its product as uncharacterized. The record is from RefSeq and is a predicted model, not a curated record. NCBI's taxonomy places the organism in Eukaryota, Metazoa, Arthropoda, Insecta, Hymenoptera, Apidae. Bases 902 to 2086 code for a protein of 394 amino acids. The transcript is spliced from 2 exons. Gene Ontology annotation, molecular function: oxidoreductase activity.
AAUUUAGAUAACACACUGUGAACGGAAUUGCAAACUAGUACAACGCAGCGUCGAUUCGUGAAAGUUGCCGUGUAAUCUAUAGAUCAUCAGAUUUCACACGCGCAUGUACGAUAAUAAAAAAUUAUUUUCAUCGAGUUUCGAACGUUUCGAAGAAGAAUUUCUCUGUGAAUUGACUGAUGCGUGGACGUAUAAACGUUUCGAAGGAUAUUUGAUUGAAGAAGUAUUACAUAGCAGAAGGAGGAUGGGAAAGUAAACUCAGGUGAAGAAAUUCUCGGAGCGGUAAAUUCAAACGUGGAUGAAUCCAAGAUCGAUUCAAUCUCAUCAACUUCACGCAAUUGAAACGCAAUUGAAGAUGGAAGCGAAUAAUUUGUGAAAGAACAUACUGAAAUUAAAAUACAUAAAGACGAUAUACGAUUGGCGAUAUACAUAUAUAAGAAAGAACGUUGUUAAAAUUAAGUCGAAUCUUGUUUAAGAAGAUUAAAAGACUUCCAUCAUUCGCUCGUGGCAACGAGGUUCUGAGAUUGCUCAUCUUUGUAAAAUUGUUAAGAAAAAUCAAGAGAUUAAAUAUUACGUAUGAAAAUCAAAUUAAAUUUACAAAGGUCGGCGAAAGGACGUUAUUGAAAUUAAAUUUCAUCUUUUCUAAGACAUUUCUCACGCGGAUCACGUUUAUUCGCGAUAAUAACGUUCUAACGUUCGCGCGUGAUAAAAUGUGAUAACCUAGGUCGAUGAAUUUUUCAUCGUUUGUCAACCAGUUUUGUAUACGUUGCUACAAAUAUAGUCAGUAAUUCGACGAUACAAGUUAUUUAUAAAAAGUCAGCAAAUAGAAGUAGAUCUCCCUUGAAACUGACUGGUUCAGUCCUAAUUCGAUAAGUCUCCCGGCAAAAAAAAGAUUGUGUCGAACAUGUACAAAAGUCUUUCGAGUGUCUCGUGGAGUACAUCCAACUUGUUAAAACCUUGGACGUUCGGUUGGAUGAGGGCAAGGAUGGGAUCCUGCCAGAAAGACGUAGAAAUGGUGGCACCUAAAGAGGAGGUGAUCAGAUUUAUAUCCGAGAGCCUGUGCAAGGUUGGAGUAUCGUGCGAGGAUGGCUAUGUCGUCGGUCAUCAUUUGAUGACCGCUGACUAUCGUGGCCAUUUUAGUCAUGGGAUGAACAGAAUGUCAAUGUACGUGCAGGAUAUUAAGGAUGGGAUGGCCGAUCCAUGCGCGAAGCCACAGAUUGUUACCGAUUAUCAGGCAGUAGCAUUGGUCGACGGCAACAACGGCCUAGGCCAGGUGAUCGGUAAAUUCUGCAUGGAACUAGCAAUGAAGAAGGCUAAGAAAUUCGGUAUCGGGAUGGUCUCAGCUCGUGGUUCCAAUCAUUACGGCAUCUGCAGUUACUAUGCGAAAAUGGCCAUCAAACAAGAUCUCAUAGGCUUCACCUGUACCAACACCAGCCCUUUAAUGGCCCCGACUCGUAGCAAAGUGUCAGCUUUAGGCACGAAUGCAAUGGGUCUGGGAAUGGGGGGAUUAGACGACGAUGAGUACCUGUUGGACAUGGCCACGACAGGUGUUGCUUUGGGGAAGAUCGAGCUGGCGAUCAGAAAGAAGGAACCGAUUCCCGAAGGCUGGGCGCUUGGAAUGGACGGCAAAGUAACCACGGACGCCGAAGAAGCGUUCAAAGCUGCCCGUUUGUUGCCUCUUGGCGGAGUGGAGAUAACUAGGGGCUACAAAGGUUAUGGAUUGAGCCUGAUGGUCGAAGUUCUUUGUGGAAUUCUAUCUGGGAGUGAAUUCGGUCCUAAUAUCAGACAUUGGAAGACCAAGGAAAAGAUUGCUAAUCUUGGUCAUUGCUUCAUGGCCAUAAAUCCGCAAGUUUUUGGCUGUGGAUCGAAGGAGAGAUUGAGUCAGUUGUUGAAACAGCUGAGAAAUUUGCCUGCCGUGGACAAGGACAAGCCUGUUUUGAUUCCUGGGGAUCCGGAGAACCAAGCGAUGGAACGAGUGGAUAGAGAGGGUGGCAUUACGUAUCAUCCCAAUCAGAUAAAGGCGUGCGAAGAAUUUGCAAAAGAUAUGGGAAUUGAACCUUUGAAACUUGUUCCCAAAAAUGUUACUUAGAGGUUAAUUAGGAAGUUAGUUCUACUGAGUCUACUGAGUAUUUGGAUUUUUAAAGAGUUGUCUUUAAAUGGAUUUUAGUUGAAUUUUUUAAACAUAUUUACAUUUGCUGAUUUGAUAGACAUUUAUUCCGUGUUAUCGAUAUUAUGCGAGGGUGAUUGGGUAAUUAUAAAAUAACAAGAGAACUUUUCAGUCAAACGUGUGUUUUACAACAUAUCUGGUGGCAUUUUUGUGUCAAGCUUCAGGUUUUUAUUACAUUAUUAGAGAAAAAUAUCUUCUGUUAAGAAGACCGCCAUGUAUGCACUGCUUCCUUCAAUUCUUUAUUCUGUUUUAUCUUCAUGUGUGACACUUGUGACAACUUUUGAACUUACCUAUCCACUUAUCCGUCCACGUUAUCGAAGAAAAACAUUAUUCUCAUAUUAUAUUGAGUACAACUAUAUAAAUAUAUUUAGUAUAUUAAAUAUAUAAAU